Protopterus annectens (West African lungfish) is the source of this 5292-nucleotide messenger RNA. RefSeq names its product Wnt family member 7A (gene WNT7A). Gene Ontology annotation, molecular function: frizzled binding; cytokine activity. The coding region runs from base 542 to 1591 and encodes 349 amino acids. Gene Ontology annotation, cellular component: extracellular region. The record is from RefSeq and is a predicted model, not a curated record. NCBI's taxonomy places the organism in Eukaryota, Metazoa, Chordata, Ceratodontiformes, Protopteridae. Gene Ontology annotation, biological process: neuron differentiation; positive regulation of JNK cascade; canonical Wnt signaling pathway. The transcript has 4 exons.
UCUCUAAUAUAUUAGCUUAGUUUUUAGCUGAAGGCUAGUUUAGUCGCAUUUCCAUGGUUGUCACUCUAGAGCUUUCCAUUUCUCGCAUAAACAGGUGAAUCGGUCUUCAGAGGUGGGUUGUGUUUUUCUUCCUUUUUUCACAGUGGAGUUUUUGUUAAGAACACGCCCCAAAAAAGAUAACUCGAACCUGAGGGAAGCUCCUGCUACGUGCCUCAGAUCGCUGGAGCUCUGCCUUUACAUUCACAUCCCUAAAGUUGCUUCGUGUGACACGCAUACAAAUUCACAAGGCUGAUCCAGGCACACUUGGAUAACUAAAGGACGUUGAGAAUAGGUGCAUGAUUUUGCUCUCUCUGGGAUUUUCCACUGGGAUUUACUACUGACACCCCGAACCUGUGCCUGAACCCUGAUCCUUUAAGGAAACGUGCAUUUCUUCCUGCUUCUCCUCAGGUCCCUCCAGCCUAGGACGGUUCAUUUGGCUGAGGCUACUCUGACCCUUACAAAGCUCAGCCUGUGCACCCUAAGCAUACUGGCUAAAGGGAUCAUGAACAGAACAACCAGACGCUGGAGUCUGCAUAUCUUUCUUUGCCUAGGGAUCGUAUAUCUUAAAAUCGGGGGUUUUUCCUCGGUGGUGGCCUUGGGGGCCAGUAUUAUAUGUAACAAGAUCCCGGGGCUGGCUCCAAGGCAACGGGCGAUUUGUCAGAGCAGACCUGAUGCCAUCAUAGUGAUUGGAGAGGGGGUGCAGAUGGGAAUCAAUGAAUGCCAGUUUCAGUUCCGAAACGGUCGCUGGAACUGCUCUGCCCUCGGAGAGAGGACGGUCUUUGGAAAAGAGCUGCGAGUUGGUAGCAGAGAAGCAGCAUUCACUUACGCAAUCAUUGCAGCAGGAGUAGCACAUGCUAUCACAGCUGCAUGCACCCAAGGAAAUCUAAGUGACUGUGGCUGCGAUCAAGAAAAACUGGGUCACUACAAUCAAGAUGAAGGGUGGAAAUGGGGAGGUUGUUCUGCUGAUAUCAGAUAUGGAAUUGCAUUUUCCAAAGUAUUUGUGGAUGCAAGAGAAAUCAAACAAAAUGCUAGAACACUCAUGAACCUACAUAACAAUCAAGCAGGACGCAGGGCUCUUGAAGACAACAUGAAAUUGGAAUGCAAAUGCCAUGGAGUUUCAGGUUCUUGUACAACAAAAACUUGCUGGACGACUCUGCCUAAGUUCAGAGAACUAGGAUUUAUCUUAAAAGACAAAUAUAAUGAAGCAGUUCAUGUGGAGCCUGUAAGAGCGAGCAGAAACAAGCGUCCAACAUUCCUAAAGAUAAAAAAGCCAUUUUCUUAUCGUAAACCCAUGGAUACUGACUUAGUUUACAUUGAAAAGUCUCCAAACUACUGUGAAGAAGAUCUAAUCACUGGUAGUCUGGGAACACAUGGUAGACUAUGCAACAAGACAGCACAACAGUCAAAUGGCUGUGAUCUGAUGUGUUGUGGGCGAGGUUACAAUACUCACCAGUACUCUCGUGUAUGGCAGUGCAACUGCAAGUUUCAUUGGUGCUGCUAUGUCAAAUGUAAUACAUGCAGUGAGAGGACGGAAGUAUAUACAUGCAAAUAAAAAUGUUUGUUGUGUAUAACAAGUAUGUGAAACUUAGAAGAUAAUUACAUUUUGCACAUGACCCCUCUUACCCUCUUAAAUAUUCAUAAAGGUGGGGUCUCAGAGAAAAAAGGAAUGACUGGAUUUCUGUAAUGUUGCAUUGUCUGUAUGAAAACAACAACAAAAGCAACAAAACAGCAGUCACAGUUGCGUGAGAUCUCUGAUGUUUGGUUCUUCAAGUGUAAAAGAAACGCAUCCAUACCUUAAAGGUUCAAGGGAAUUACACAUUAUAAAAUGAUCCACAUACCAGUCACAUAUUUCAAAGGCCAUAUUAUUACAUUUGAAAGCCAGAGGGGAAAACGUGUUAAUAUGCCAAGGAAGAUGACAGUAUGCAACAGAGGUUAACAGGGAUUACAAGUGAUACUUCCCCAUACUGAAUGUCUGCAUAAGGUGGGACCCAUGUAGGCUUAGAUCUCUGAAACAGUGUGGCUGUCUUGCCUGGAUAGGCAUCAGAUGAUUAGGUUAACAAAGUAUUAUGGAUUCUGUCCCUUAGUAAGCACUAUGCCAUCUGCUUAUUUUGCUGCAAACUUUAACACACACACACUGUAAAAGAUGAAAACAUUGCUGGACAUUUAGAUGUAAAUGAUCAAAGAGUAAGUAAUGGCAAUAUUUAACAAAUUAUUUAGAGUAAACUAAUAUUAAUUUAUUUACUGUAAGUGAACCCUACCAAUGUGGAAUUACUCAGCAAUAAAAGGACAUUAUUUUUGCAGAAUACAUUUUAACAUAUAGCAGACACUGGAAAUACAACUGUACUACUGUUAGAUCUUAUCUGGAUUUCUUCAGACUAAACUUAGGCACCUGUUAUGAACAAAAUGUGUAUAUAAUAUAUGUUUGCUGCUAGUAGUCUGCACAUCAGAGUGGCAGAGGUGUUUGUUUCACAGCCUGUUAAAUAGUUGCAGGUUCAAAAGACAGGAGUCUAUUGAAUCUUUUUUUUGAAAUUUCAUUGGGAGCAUGACCCAACUGGUAAUCCAGGCACAUUUCUAUCAGUUGGUAACUGAACCAUAGGAUAAGAGAGUAUAUUUUGUAAAAGACUAUUUUUAUAUAAAUAUUUUAUUUAUACUUUUCUGCUUGUGUAACUCUGUAAUGUGCAUUUCCUUAAAACAGACAAGAGAACUACAGUUUGUGAUGAUAUUUAACAACAUCAAGGAUGAUUUUUUUGACUGAGCAAUAGAUAUCUGGAAGUGUCAAUAUGAAGAAUUAACAUUCUCACCUAUUAUCCAAUUUCAGAUAUUUUAAACUGACAACAUUUCUAUAUCAUAGCCUUUGUGAUACAUGAACUGCAAAUAGAUUUUUACCAACAAUGUUAUGAGCAAGUUUGAACUUUUUAUUGGUAUUAACAGAAUGCUUAGAAUUUCUGGUCUAAAAACUUGAAAUUAUUUCCCACAAGCAUCAGUCAUUAACAAUAACCAAUGUUCUGUAUGCUAUCCAUAAAGCUUUACAUUGUUUUGACAACAAACUAAAUUUUGUUGUAGCAGAAUUUGGAAUAUGGCUGCCAAAUUUAACAUAAUAUGCAGUGACUGGUUUUUGCAGAGCUAAUGGCUUAGAGACUUAAAUUUUGAUCAUAACCUAUUUAAGGUAAUUUAAGAAUUAUGGACACUCUUUUUGGAGUCUUUUUAAAUUCAUUUUGCACACAUUAAUGAACAAAGCUUACAAUGCACUGGUUUAUAGUUUGAUUUUGCUAUGUGUUGUCUAUCACAGGGAAAAUGUCAUACUGGUAUUAUAAUUCCUGAUCUGUCAGGAUACAACUCACAUGCUGUCACAUAAUUUGAAAUGAAAACUACAGUUAGAUCAUGCACGUCUCUGACUUACAAAAAGCAAGUUCUGAAUCAUGGAGGUGCUACAGGCAAUAGUGUUACCGCUUGCAAUUUCAUGGAUAGCUCAUGCAUUUAUUACAAGGGACAUUCAACUAGUACAUAUAACAAAAUCCCCCUUAAAAUAUUAAAAGUUAUUUACAAGGGAAACAGCUGAUUUAUAUAAUGCCUUUUGAAAAGAAACAUCCUGUUAUCCCCUAACGAGAACUCACACUGACUACUAGGUAUCAACUUUACUCAUUGAAAUGGAAAGCAGAACUGUGGUAUAUUUCAGUUUGCUGUAGCAUUUACUGCAUGUAUCACUAGUAUGCUUCAAUGUUCAGUUUUGUAGGUGGUAAGAACAUUCCCAACAUGUUAAGGAGCCUACAGUUAGAUAAAAGUGCACGUCUGAUAUACAGGCAGUAGUGCUCUUCACAGGAAUACAUGUAUACUUCCCCUUCAGCCCAACAAUUUGCAUUCCUCUGUGUUCUAAACACAUUUAAAUAUUGAUCUUGUAAAGUCAAGAUGCAUCUAUACUGGAUUGUCUACUAAUGGGAGGUGCAGCCAUCUUCAUAAUAUCUUCAACUUGUUUUAAAACAACAUUUCUGGAACUUUUAAUUAUUAUUAUUAUUGUUAUUAAUUUAUUGUUUAUAUAAUUUUUAUAUAAAAAUAGCUAAUGGCUCUGAAGUUGUUUUUUUCCAGAUUUUUACAAUGUUCAGAAUUUUUUGAGUGCCUUAAAAUAACAUCUGCCUUACAUCACGUUUUAUAAAAUAGCUAAGAAAGUACAGAACACAUAAUGCAACUUCUAGAACCUUUAACAUUUGCCAGACACUUAUCUAGAGAGGAUUUUAAUCACUAGUCCUGCUUAGUUAAAUUACCAACAAAAUUAGAAGUCAUUUAUAAUUGACUCACGCAUGUGCCAGAUAUAUGCACAUGGCCACAUAUUAGAAAAUUAAUGGACUUAGGUGGCAUGACUAUAUGAUCGUUCAUGUAUUUGUAUUGGGACAACAGUUUAGUUCAAGGCCUGACCAAGUUGGUAUGAGGUACUAGGUAUACUGUUAAAUCUUAUAAACUUUCAGAAUUUUCCCAUCUAAUCAUGCACCUACUAUAUAAAGAAACACAUAUGCCAUUUAUCCAAACACACCUGGAAUUUGCUUGUGUUGUGCACACUCUGUAGGACUGAAUAGGACCAAUGAUUUGCUGCAGAUAUGAAAUAAAAUGAAAAUUAAAAUGUAGAACUGAAUGAAUAAAGAUGACAAAUGAUGGGCAUAUAUUCAACAUUAUGCUGUGGCAUAUGAUAAAUAAAUAGCUGUGAAGUAUUAUUGCAUAACUGUGGUUGUAAUAUGGGAGUAUAUGAACGACUGCUAUCACCAUGUUACCAGCAUUAAAACAUGCAUGCAAAAUUACCUUUCAGAUCUAACUUCAUUUGUAGUCAAUUACUUGUUAACAUCUCUGUCCACAGGUUCAUACAAAUAGGCACAGUGUAACUCAUGUCUGCAUAUGCAUUGUAUAUGCAAGGGAGUGUACGGUCUAUGCAAUUCAUUACGUUAUGUAUCAAAAGUGGUUCAUCGCAUUAAUGCAUUUUAGGCUGAUGUCCUUUCCUUUGAGGCACUGUAAGAAGGAUAAAGGAUUAAUGUAAUUUCUGUAACAUCUUUAAUGAUGAUAAAACACUAAAUAGUUUGCUUGAACUGAAAGAAAUAUCUGGAUAUAACUGUCAUAUGUCUAACAUUACUUAGAUGUUCUGUAUGGUACGACAUUCUUAUGUAUUUCUAGGAAGAUGCACUGCUAGUGUGUCCUAACCAUCUCUCAUUGUAGAAAAUGUUAUUUUAAGAAAACGUACUGAAUGUGUAUUAUUAAACAUAUUCAUUGUCA